This is a messenger RNA of Cricetulus griseus (Chinese hamster), 934 nucleotides long. Lineage: Eukaryota; Metazoa; Chordata; Mammalia; Rodentia; Cricetidae. The record is from RefSeq and is a predicted model, not a curated record.
CAUGGUUCCUUUACUUGACCAGUUAGGGGUGCUGGUGAUAGAUAACGGUCAGUUUCUAAAGGUGAUUUUUGUCUGUCUCCCUUAGGUCUUGGCCUUUCUUCACAGCCUCUUCAUUUCCAACAGCUUGACUGUGGAGCUCACACAGGAUUUCCUCCCCUACAAACAGCAGCUGCAGCUUAGUUUGCAGAAUACAAGAAAUCAUUUCUCCAGUACCCGAGAAGAGAUGGAAGAGCUUAAGAAAAGGAUGAAGGAAGCUCCUCAGACAUGCAAACUUCCAGGACAGCCAACCAUUGAAGGCUAUCUCUAUACACAGGAGAAAUGGGCUUUGGGGAUAUCCUGGGUGAAAUACUACUGCCAGUAUGAGAAAGAGACCAGGACACUCACCAUGACACCAACGGAACAGAAGCCAGGUGCUAAGCAGGGGCCCAUGGAUUUAACUUUGAAAUACUGUGUGAGAAGAAAGACAGAGUCAAUAGACAAGAGAUUCUGUUUUGAUAUAGAAACGAAUGAAAGACCAGGAACCAUCACUCUGCAGGCGCCUUCUGAAGCCAAUAGAAGGCUAUGGAUGGAAGCCAUGGAUGGGAAAGAACCUAUCUACCACAGCCCUAUAACAAAACAGGAAGAAAUGGAGCUGAAUGAAGUGGGGUUCAAGUUUGUUAGGAAGUGCAUCAAUUUUAUUGAGACCAAAGGGAUCAAGACAGAAGGGUUGUACCGCACGGUGGGCAGCAACAUCCAGGUUCAGAAGCUGCUUAAUGCCUUUUUUGUGUGCGCAGAAGGAGUCUCUUCCUCUCCUGAUCCAAAAUGCCCAGGAGAUGUGGAUUUUCAUAAUAGUGACUGGGACAUUAAGACAAUCACAAGCUCCUUAAAAUUCUACCUCAGGUAUGUUUUGCUUCAACUGGGAUUUGGCUUUUCAUUAUUGAUGAAAUUUAUUUAG